Messenger RNA from Diaporthe batatas, 1551 nucleotides. RefSeq lists its product as uncharacterized. The transcript has a single exon. NCBI's taxonomy places the organism in Eukaryota, Fungi, Ascomycota, Sordariomycetes, Diaporthales, Diaporthaceae. The record is from RefSeq and is a predicted model, not a curated record. The coding region runs from base 1 to 1551 and encodes 516 amino acids.
AUGUCUCAGGCUUACCCCUCCCUCCUGUGGCACGAGACCUCUCCUGGGCUAUGGCAGCGAGACGUCGACGAGGCAGAGAAAUUCUACUAUUCACUUGCGAAAAGGUAUGAAGGCUGCGGGCGAAUGUUCUUCGCGAUAACAGGUCACUUGUCCCUGAGCGUGGACAUUCCUGAAGGACAAAGCCAAGAGGCCGUUGCACAACGCUUCGAGACCGCCUUGAGGCACGGAUGGCUCGCCUUACGAUAUGAACAUCCAACCAUUGCGUCCCGCGUCUCUCACAAUCCAGCCACAGGACAAGUCACCAAGAGCUACCGCACCCGCCUGACUGGUCACGACGCCUGGCUGGCGGAGACGUUUGUCCCUAUUGGAACAGGGGAGGCCGGGGAGGAAUGGGCCAACAGUGACCCUCCGGCGCCAAAGGUUCCAACACUAUUCGUUGUGAAGCCACGGGAAAUUCCCACCGGGCCAGCGACCUCAAGUAUUAUACGCGCUGAUCUUGUGCUGCGCUCCCCACACGAGAUUGUGGACGGCAUUGGAACUCUCCACAUGUUCAACAACCUGAUGCGACUCGUCGCAGACGCAUACGACGCAGGAAGCACAUACGAAAUACCGAGGUUCGACGGUUCCGAGAUCAAAAACCUCAGCCCUCCGUUCCGUGUCGCCGCGAAUGUCCCGACCGAAUUGACGGAUCGCCAAAAACAGCACCUUGCUGAACAGAAUGCACACAAAGCCGCGGCUUCGCAGGACGACGGGGGUAUCAAGGUCCUUGCACUCCCUUAUCAGCACGGCCCUGUUGCACCUGGCAGGCAUCAACGUAUCGCGCUGGACUUCUCCGAGCGCGACACAGCAGCUCUCGUCGCGGCCUGCAAGAGGCUGAAGGCCACCGUCACGCAAGCGUUCCACGCAGCGAUCGCCAUGGCCGUUCGGGAUAUCCAAGACAGGAGGGCUGAGGCGCAGCGAGUUCGAUACGUCAACUACAUUCUUCGUAACGAACGCAGGAGCUGUGUCGAGCCGUACAACACCCCGAAACAUGCUGUUUCGGUCUACCACUCAGUUUCGGGCCGUGCAUUGACGGUGGAUAUGACUCUGCCAGCCACGGGGGAGACCGCCGAUCCUGCCGACCGGGCUGACGAGUUCGGGUCCAUAGUAGAGAAGAUGAGAAAUUUCUACGAGGCCGUGCGGGAUGAUGCUGAUCACUACGCAUUGUCACUGCCCAUCUGGGAGGCUGGGUGCCCCGAGCUGCCAAAAAACGACACGUUGCCACCUGUUCCGUCUCCGAACCCGAAGCCUUCUGUCUCGAUCUCGAGCAUGGGAAACGUUGAUGCGGUCAUUGCGUCAAAGCAUGGCCAGAUCGAGGUCGAUAAGCCUUGGGUAACCGGAGAGGAGCUCGGAAACGGGCUUGGGUUGUUCCUGGGCACCUUCAGAAGCAGGAUGAGCCUCAGUGCUGCCUACAAUGACGCCUGGCACAGCAAGUCAGAGGUGGAAGAUUUCGUGUCUCGUUGCAAGGAUAUCGUAUUGGCAGGAUUGGGACUAUCGGAGGGAUCUGACUAA